This is a messenger RNA of Stegastes partitus (bicolor damselfish), 770 nucleotides long. Its product is annotated as pyrethroid hydrolase Ces2a-like. The annotation marks the transcript as partial. The transcript is spliced from 3 exons. The record is from RefSeq and is a predicted model, not a curated record. NCBI's taxonomy places the organism in Eukaryota, Metazoa, Chordata, Actinopteri, Pomacentridae.
CCUGUUUGGAAACUAAAUGCGUCAACUUUUGUGUUUGUGGACUUCAUUCUCGCAUCCUGUCGGAGUUUUUAGGACAUGAGUGAAGAUGAAUGAGGAUGCUUUCGAGGUCCCGGAGAGGACCGAGUACCGCUACCUGGUGCAGGAGGAGGAAGAGGAGGAGGUUCAGUACGUCCGGCACAGGCACUACAUCAGCCCUGUCCUGGUGCUGUCCAGACGCUGCAUCUUCCUCAUCUGCCUUAUCGUCCUCGCUCUGCUUGUGCUCGCCACCUACCUGGGCUAUGUGGCUCAGACGCUGCCGCCAGGCCUCGCCCAGGUGUUGACGGACUGUGGAGAGUUUAGAGGAAGACAUAAAGAUGGAGCCUUCUCCUUUAAGGGCAUGCCUUAUGCCGCUCCGCCUGUCGGUGACCUGCGUUGGGCUCCCCCAGCAGAUCCAGUGUGCCGGAGUACGUUGACUGACGCCGGUCGCUUCCGCAGCAUGUGUCCUCAGGUGAGGCCGCUGUCGAUCACAGGGAAGGUGAUGGGCCAGGAGGACUGCCUCUUCAUCAACGUGUGGACGCCUUCGCUGCAGCCCAGCGCCAAGCUGCCCGUCAUGGUCUGGAUCCACGGAGGAUACCUGCACAUGCUCAGUGGAGGGGAGACAGGAUACUCGCCCACGGAGAAGCUCGCUGCCGACACGGAAAUGGUUUACGUCAGCUUCAACUACAGACUCAACGCCUUUGGCUUCAUGGCUCUGGAGAUGCUGAGAGAAGGUUCCCCAAGAAACACCUCAG